ACUGUCAUGUUGGCUCAAAGGCCAGUUACAUUAAAAUUGUAAUUAAAAAAAAGAAAGCGGUAUAGGUGCAAUUUAUUUAUAUAUUCCCGAUGCCACGUGUGAAAUAGAAAAUUUUGUUUUGUACUUAACCGGAAGUACUUUUAGUGAGACUCGGAAGUUCUUAGUUUUUAAUCCAACGCAAUUUUGUGUAGAGAAGGACAUCUGUCAGCCAAAAUGAUUGGCAAACUUAUUGGACCUAAGAAUAUGGCCAUCGCCAAGACAUGGGUUCCUACCAUGGCCACUUGGGGUGCAGCUGGUACAGUGGCUUUGGUCUACUUCACCGACUGGAAAAUGGUUUUGAGAUUCGUUCCCUACAUCAACGGCAAAUUUAAAAACGAUGAGUAGUGGUGGUCAGGUUUGUGCUGUGAUUUUCGUUUUCCUUGUGUUUUAAUACAAAGACCCACAUGAUGAACAUGAACUGUGGAAGCUUGUUCCUCAAAUUGUGGUCCCGCUUCAUAGAAGACCUCUGAAGAUCAUCAUCUCCAGACCGCAGCUCCAAGAAACACUGAUCUCUGGUCAUCAUCAACAUCUGCUGAAAUGCAUUCUGGUCAUUUUCUUCUACCAGUAACAACAUAAUAGAAGAAAAUAAAGGACAAAUGUGAUUUUGACUUCUUUUCUUGGUUAGUUUGAGGACUUUUUUCCCAUAAUUUUUGUUUUGUGGGUCAUUUGAUUCCUGAUUAUACUAUGGAGAGAAGAAGUAAAGUAUGCUAUACAUGU
This is a messenger RNA of Nematolebias whitei (Rio pearlfish), 756 nucleotides long. It is a transcript of the gene uqcr11, whose product is annotated as cytochrome b-c1 complex subunit 10. Gene Ontology annotation, biological process: mitochondrial electron transport, ubiquinol to cytochrome c. NCBI's taxonomy places the organism in Eukaryota, Metazoa, Chordata, Actinopteri, Cyprinodontiformes, Rivulidae. The record is from RefSeq and is a predicted model, not a curated record. Gene Ontology annotation, cellular component: mitochondrial inner membrane. The coding region runs from base 214 to 384 and encodes 56 amino acids. The transcript is spliced from 3 exons.